AGACUUUCCCUUUUGCGCACCCCUUCGAGGAGUUUGUUACCGAGCUGAAACCGCUUUAAAAGGUCAGUGUAGACGGGGGGUUUGGGUCCUCCGUGCCCCCCAGGACCCCAGCCAACUUGAGACCCGGCCUGAGCUCCGGUUUGGAAAGGGUUACGACGAGAAAGCGAGGCGGCGCCAGGUUUGGCCGCGCACCUGGGCCAGGCGUCUUCCUCCUUCCACCUGCGCCUCUUGGCAGGAAGAGGAAGAAGGGAAGGAAGGGAGAAAGAGAGCGCCCAAAGGAGGAGAAAGUUCGCUCCCGAUCGGGCGCCUCGAAGAAGGGGUCGACGGAGGCGUCCCCAAAGACCCCCCACCCCCCAAAAGUUGGACGGUUGCCGACAUGGAGGAAAUGGUGAUCUGGGAGCAGUACACAAUAACCCUCAAUCGAGAUCCCCGGAAGGGCUUUGGCCUUGCCAUCUCAGGAGGCCGGGAUCGCCCCAGUGCUUCCGACAGAGAUGUCUCGAUCAUCGUCUCCGACGUCGUCCCUGGAGGGCCAGCGGAUGGUCGACUGCAGACCCGGGACAAGAUUGCCAUGGUCAACGGCCUCUCCAUGGAUAAUGUCUCCUCCUCCUUUGCCAUCCAGACGCUGAAAACCUGCGGCCGAGUGGCCAAUAUUACGGUAAAGCGGCCCCGUAAAAUCCACCUCCCGGCUUCCAGGCCCAGCCAACCCCAAAGCAGCCCUGCCCCACGCUCCCCAGAAGUCCGCCACGACAGGGAUUCGGAUGAGGAGGGCAGCUUUCGCCGUGGCGGAGGACGCCAUUGGGAGGCGGACCACAACCGUGGCUAUGAGGGGGACUCCUCCAGUGAGCGGAGCUCUGGGCGCUACCGGGACGAGGCCGACGGCCCCCGACGACAGCCCAUCCGCAACCGGAGGCGCAGCCAUGAUGGGGGCCACCGCCGAAGGAGCCGCGAUAGUGGGUCGGAUGGGCCACCUGUCACCAACGGCUAUGCUGGAGGCCUGGCCCUGAUGUCUGGGUUCAAGCGGCUGCCAAAGCAGGACGACGUUCCAAUGAAGCCCUUGCGCUCUGUUCUGGUCAAGAGCAAGGAUAGCGAAGAAUAUGGAUUGAAACUCGGGAGCCAGAUCUUUAUCAAACACAUCCGGGAUACGGGUCUCGCAGCAAAGGAUCGCAACUUGCAAGAAGGGGACCUCAUCUUAAAGAUCAAUGGCGUGUCCAGCGAAAACCUGUCCCUGGAAGAGACCCGGCACUUGAUUGAAGGGUCGGAAGGCCGUCUCACGCUGUAUGUCGUACGGGACGACACCCACUUUCUGGUCAACAUCCCUGAAGUGGAGGAGAGCGAGGGCGAGAGCUCCCACUUGGACGAUAUCUCUGAUAUCGGGUCCGACGUUUCGCCGCCGCCUCAGCACUCCCCCGAACCUCCUCUUCGUGAUGAUGUUCCACCAAGGAGGCGCUCCAGCAAGAAACAACGUCCGGCAAAGGAAUUGACUCCGAUUCCUAUUUUUGAGGUCCCAAAAAUCCCGGAGAACAACUAUAUCUCCCAAGAGGAGGUUGGCGACCCCCAGAGCAGUGACAUUUAUGGGUACAGCCCGGACUCCAAAGUGGUCCGAUUCAUCAAAGCCCGGAGCAUCGGCCUGCGUCUUGCCGGCGGCAACGAUGUGGGGAUCUUUGUGGCCGGAGUCCAGGAAGGGAGCCCAGCCGAGGGACAAGGCAUCCGGGUAGGAGACCAGGUCCUGCAGGUCAACGAGAGGCCCUUCCAGCACCUGACGCGCGAAGAGGCCGUGACCUUCCUGAUGGAGCUCAGCCCUGGGGAGGAAGUUGCCUUCUGCCUCCAGAGCAAGCCAGACAUCUAUGCAAAGAUGGUCAAGUCCAACGUGGGCGACUCCUUCUACAUCCGCACCCACUUUGAUUUCGAGAAGGACACACCUUCCGGCCUGAGCUUCACACGUGGGGAGGUCUUCCACGUAACGGACACCAUGUACCGGGGCAAAGUGGGCAGCUGGCUGGCUGUCCGGAUGGGCAAGGAGUUCCAAAGGCUGGACAAGGGCAUCAUCCCAAACCAGAGCAGAGCGGAGCAAAUUGCCAGCCUGGAGUCGGUCCUCAAAGCCUCCUCCACCUCCAACCCCAUCUCUGCAGCAAGGGCCGAGUUCUGGAAGCUACGGGGUCUGCGGGGGGCCAAGCGUACGCUGCUGCGGAAGAGCCGGGAGGACUUGUCGGCCCUCACCAAGCAGGGCCACUACCCGCCCUACGAAAGGGUUGUACUCAAGGAAGCCACAUUUAAGCGCCCGGUGGUGAUCCUGGGGCCGAUCACGGACAUCGCCAUGCAAAAGCUGAGCACCGAAAUGCCGGAGGAGUUCGAAAUUGCGGAGAGCAUCGCCAGAGACGAUGGCUCCGCCAAAGUGAUCAAGCUGGACUCCGUUUGGCAAAUUGCUAAGCAGGGCAAGCAUGCGCUGCUGGACAUCACUCCGGCCGCGGUGGAGCGGCUCAACUACGUCCAGUACUUCCCGGUGGUGGUCUUCCUGGAGCCGCAGAGCCGCCAGGGGGUGAAGGCCAUGCGCAAAUGGCUGGCCCCGGACUCCCGCAAGAGCUCCCGGCGUCUCUAUGCGCAGGCCAAGAGGCUGCGCCAGCACUGGAGCCAUCUCUUCAGCGCCACCAUCAGCCUGGCUGACGGCUCCGAUGCCUGGCUCCAGCGCCUCAAGGAGGUCCUCCGCGACCAGCAGAGCCGGCCCGUGUGGACCACCCAGGAGCAGGUGGACGUCUCGGCCGAGGAAGGCUUGGAGAUGCUGAACCAGGCUUCGGCCCCGGCUCCGGGCUACUUGACCUGCGACAGCCGGGCCAACAGUGACUACGAGGAGACGGACGCCGAAGGGGAGCCCUAUACGGACCAUGAACUGGAGGAGGCCUAUCUGGAGCCGGCUCUGUCCCGCUCCUCAGAGCCCAUUGAAAGGGAGCCGGAGCAGGACCUAGGCCAGGACAUUGAUCUGCAUGACAGCAACCAGCAACCGCAAGGACAGUGGCGGCAAGAAAGAGACAUCAGGGAAUAUGAGCGCGAGGCCCUGCAGAGGAAGUUCACCAAGGCCCGGGCAUACGAGUCGGAGUCAGACGAGGACUACGGCUACGGAUGGGGACCGGCCACAGACCUGUAGCCCAAUUACAUAGACAAUGCCUUCUCCGUUUGUGCCUUUCGUUGCCUCCCGUUUGCCCCUCGUUUCCAUGGCGGAAGCCCCUUUCAGGAACUUGGGUGUUAUAGCCCGUCCGCCCCCUGAUGAGAGUUGUAGCCCGGCACCUUUUUGGGUGUGUGUUCCCAUUGGCAAUUCUGUAACCUUUCCUCCCAUUUAAACAUUGCUUAUCAGUGAAUCGGAGAGUGCGAAGCCGAUUAGGAAACUACACACCCCAGAUUUCCUAAAGGUAUGGGUUUGGAAGCGUCCCUUAUCCACAAAAUGCUUGGGAUUAAAUGCAUUUAAAAUAAUAAUUAAAAAACUGGAAUAUUUGCAUCUACCAAGAGUUAUCUCAAGUCGAAAAUAGGACAUUUGCAUAUGUUUCACAGACACCAUAGCUUUAAUACUGUUUUUAGGGGAUGUUUUCUGUAUUUUGUGCAACAAGAUUUGUUAUUCUUCUCCAUUCAUAGGAAUAUAUAUAAUAUAUACGCACAUAUAUACAUAAAUAUCCUAUAUAACAAUAAAAUAUGUAUGUGUGUGUGUGGCUGGGAUGCCCACUUACACAGACAAGCUCCUACCUGCACAAACAGCCAGAGCUCCCACUAUGCAGAAGACACCAAUGGCCCUCCCUCCAAUGACAUUGCAGGUUAUAGACAGCGCAGUAAACAUGUUCAAGAGCCCUGCCAAUGUCCUCCACAAACACUGUCCACCACCCAAGUGUAGGCUUUCAUACAGGGACAAUUUCAUCCUAGAUUUUAUGUAUUUCUUCCACCAGACAUCCCAGCGUUUCUGACUCUCUCCAUUGGUGUGGAAUGUGCAUGAUCCUAUCCACCACCUCUCCCUUAACCCUUUCCUAUUCUUUUCCAUGGCACACAGUAAACAGAGGAAUUGAUCAGCAACUGAACAUACUAGAGAGGUUUGGGGAGAAUUCACCAUAAUUUAUAGGAGUUGUAGGUCCUGGGAUGUAUAGUUCACCUGCAAUCUAAGAGCACCCUGAACUCCACCAACAAUGAACCCGGAACUAACUUGGCACACAGAACCCUCAUGACCAACAAAAAUACUGGAGGUCUUUGGAGGGAUUUAUCCGAGUUGUAGUUCACCUACAUCCAGAGCACACUAUGAACCCAAACAAUAAUGGAUCUGGACCAAACUUGGUAUGCAUACCUGACACUGUUGGGUUUUGUGGGGAAUUGGCCUGGAUAUUUGGAAGUUGUAGGUACUGGGAUUUAUAGUUCACCUGCAAUCAAUGAGCCCUCUGAACUCUCCCAAAGAUGUAAUUGGACCAAAAUUGGCACACAGAGCUCUCUUCACCAGCAAAAAAAAAUAC
Anolis sagrei ordinatus is the source of this 4478-nucleotide messenger RNA. It is a transcript of the gene TJP3, whose product is annotated as tight junction protein 3. Gene Ontology annotation, biological process: cell-cell junction organization; positive regulation of blood-brain barrier permeability; protein localization to cell-cell junction. Gene Ontology annotation, molecular function: cell adhesion molecule binding. The record is from RefSeq and is a predicted model, not a curated record. NCBI's taxonomy places the organism in Eukaryota, Metazoa, Chordata, Lepidosauria, Squamata, Anolidae. Gene Ontology annotation, cellular component: bicellular tight junction; plasma membrane.